Messenger RNA from Onychostoma macrolepis, 2018 nucleotides. It is a transcript of the gene cbln12, whose product is annotated as cerebellin 12. The transcript is spliced from 5 exons. Gene Ontology annotation, cellular component: synaptic cleft; glutamatergic synapse. Lineage: Eukaryota; Metazoa; Chordata; Actinopteri; Cypriniformes; Cyprinidae. Gene Ontology annotation, molecular function: protein binding. The coding region runs from base 357 to 950 and encodes 197 amino acids. The record is from RefSeq and is a predicted model, not a curated record.
GAUGAGUACAGGAAGAUCUGUAAGCUGUCAGAUUCAGUGUUUCUCCACACUUCGCAUCAUUACACCUGGGAAACCGAGGGACAGCCCACUAAAUCAGGUUGGCUAUGAUGAUGGAUUUUUUUCAGGAUGGUGAGAAACCUUUAAGUGUCCUUGCCUUUGGUCCCCUACAGGCAAUUUAACAAGCACAGAAGUAGCUCUUCUUCGGGAAAACUGUGACAGACAGGAGGGUGACGACAAAAUAGCACGAGAGAGACAGAGAGAGAGUAAAAGAGCAAAAGACGGCCUACUUGAUCAAAUUUUAGGAAACACUUGCACCUGAUUUCAUCUGAGAUAUCACAAGCUGAAAUAAUAAGACAAUGCUGCCCAGCUCUGGGUUGCCAAUGCUAAUACUAGCUACGCUUCUGCUAAUCGGCCCUCUAGUGGUCAGAGGGCAAAAUGACACGGAGCCCAUAGUACUGGAGGGUAAAUGCCUGGUGGUCUGUGACUCCACACCCUCUUCGGAACCAGCAGGUAAUGCGUUGGGGAUGUCUGUGCGUUCAGGUACCGGCCGUGUGGCCUUCUCCGCUACACGGCAAACCAACCAUGAGCCCACAGACAUGAGCAAUCGCACCAUGAUCAUCUAUUUUGACCAGAUCUUGGUGAACGUUGGUGGUCAUUUUGACCAAGAGAGCAGUAUCUUCCUUGCUCCGAGACGAGGAGUGUACAGCUUCAACUUCCACGUGGUGAAGGCAUACAACAGGCAAACCAUACAGGUGAGUUUGAUGCUGAACGGAUGGCCGAUGAUCUCAGCCUUUGCCGGAGACCAGGAUGUGACACGAGAAGCAGCCACAAAUGCUGGGCUUGUGAUCAUGGAAAGAGGAGACAAGGCUUACCUCAAGCUAGAAAGGGGAAAUCUAAUGGGAGGCUGGAAGUACUCUACUUUUUCAGGCUUCCUGGUCUUCCCUUUAUAAAGGACGAUUGUGUGAACAGCUCGGAGAUGAGGAGGAGAGAGGGUGACAUGCUAGCUAGGGAUUUUUAUUUUAAGAAAAUGGAAGUCACAGAAAAGGUCAUAUUUGUUCUUAAUAUUAAGCCUAAAAGUGGCAGAGCAGAGAAAAUUAGAUUUUAAAUAUUAUAAUUAAAUAUGAUUUAUAUUGUAUUAUUUAAAUAUAUAAUUAAAUAUUAUUGAGAACAAGAUUUGAAAAAAUAAAAAUUACUAAAAAGUCACUAAAAUGAGUCUUUUUUGUAAUGUAUUUCAGAUAAUAUGCUAAUGUGUAUGAUUAAACUGAAAAAUGGCAUUGGGGAAAUAAUAUGUCCUAAUAAUAUACAGUAUUUGAAAUGAUGUUUUUUAAACAAUUCAAUUUCUGAAAUCACUUUUAAUUCAAAUAUAGCUUAUCGACUUUAUGUGAGAUUUCUGUUUCUCAUAUGUUUGCCUGCUUAUGGAGCUGUGUGUGUGUAUAACAUAAAGCUUUGUAAAAAUAAAUCUCACUAAAUCGAACCCCUUGACCAAAAAUCAAAAUUCCUUCUUGUUCUGUGUGAAAUGAAAUAUGACUUGUCCUCAACCUGUGUUACUUCUCUGAAUGAGGUGUUUUACCUCUAACAACAGCUGUUUGUAAAUAUAGCUCUCAGCAUCAGUUGGCACGGUUGACCAGGAAUCAUCACAGAUAGCAGCAUAGGCAUAAUGGAUAACGGAUACGAACUACAGUGGCACUGGUCGAGCAAAGGCAGAUGGAGUUUUUGGCAGGCAGACUUGCAAGUGUAUACUGGACUCCUAUGGACCAUGCAGGGUGGGCUGUCACAGUCAAUAAGUUACGCUGCAUUGCUUUAAAGACACACUUAUUCACACAUACAGAACAAGGAAAGAAAGAGAGCAGGAAAGAGAUAAGGAGAGAGAAAAGGAAACAGCAAGAAAAGAAAGACUAACUGAUUUUAACACAGUAUUUAUUUAUUUUUCUAUCCUGUCUGUGAGCAUUUAUUUUUGAAAGACCACAGCAUGCCACUCUAAGAAAGUAAGGUCAAAAUUUCAUCAAAGCCUGCUGUUC